GUUAGAGGCCUAAGCAACUUUCAUAAACGUAGGGCAAUUUUUUCCUGGUGUAGAAAGCAAAAAGCCGAUUUAAUAUUUUUACAAGAAACUCAUUCCACAACAGAACGACAGGAUCAGUGGCGAAAAGAGUGGGGCGCUUCUAUUUUAUUUUCACACGGCAGUACAAAUGCUAGAGGUGUUGCAAUUCUCAUAAAGAAUAGUUUGAACAUUAUUAUUCAACAAAGUGAAAUAAGUUCGGAUGGCAGGUUUAUUGUUCUAAAAGCUGCUAUUAACAAUGAGAUAUACAUAAUUGCAAACAUAUAUGGCCCAAACAAAGACGCCGAUGCUGUCAAGUUUUAUCGUAAUUUAUCAAAAUUAUUAAGAAAGGACGAAUUUGGUAAUGAAGAAAACAUUAUUAUAGGUGGAGAUUUUAAUUGUCCUCUCGACAUCACGCUUGACAAAAAGGUGGUUUACCGAUUCCUCGAAAAUAUGUAAUCAACUCUAUAGAUGAAUUGCAAAAUGAAUUCAGUCUGCACGACAUUUGGCGCCUAAAAACCCAACAUUGCAAAGCUUUACCUGGGGGCGUUGUUCACCUUUUAUAUUUUGCCGACUAGAUUACUGGCUAAUAUCCGAUAAAUUACAUGAUUUGGUAAAUAAGGUCGAUAUCAUACCCUCGAUCAAAACAGACCAUUCCGCUAUUUUUUUAGAACUUGAAGAAAUCGAAUCAAGUGGAAGAGGAGCUGGCUUCUGGAAACUAAACACUUCUCUAUUGGCAAAUGAAAAUUAUAAACAUAUGAUAACAAACAAUUUACCGACCUGGCUGGAUGCAGGUAAAGAUAUACAUGAUCCCAGACUUUUGUGGGAUUGGAUCAAGUUUAAUAUAAGGUCAAACUCCAUCAUAUUCUCCAAACAAAUAGCUUCCAUUCGACGGAAACAAGAAGAGGAAUUAAAUAAACGUUAUCAGGAGGCAGUCCUAAUGUUUCACACAAAUCCUUGUAACAAUACGCGUCUGGCACUAGAAAAAUCUAAGCAGGAUCUUGAAGCACUGUACGAGGACAAAGUAGAAGGGAUUAUACUACGCGCAAGAGCUCGAUGGCACGAACACGGUGAAAAGAAUAACAAAUAUUUUUUAAAUCUCGAGAAACGCAACCAUGUU
Messenger RNA from Pocillopora meandrina, 1135 nucleotides. Lineage: Eukaryota; Metazoa; Cnidaria; Anthozoa; Scleractinia; Pocilloporidae. The record is from the annotation of a GenBank genome assembly.